AUGUCAAGGAUUCUGACUCAGCUGCACGAGGAGAUGAUCGCUCUGCGUCGGAAGUUUAGCCCACCCGAACCGGUUAUUAUACCGCCAGAGUUUCCCGAAAUGGAGGAUGAGGAUGAGAACGAGGGUUGGACCACUGUUGGUACCAGGGGCCAAAAAAUUGCCGAGGCUCGUCAGGUGCAUGCAGACAGUGGUGACUCCUCUCCGAUCUCCCUCCUCUUUGGUGGUCUUCUCCUCUCCUCGUCUUCCUACAAGAAGGAGUCCAGGACGGCGGAUAAGUCCUCGAUAAACCUGAAGGAACGCUUCUUCGUACUUCCCCUGGAAAUAAAUAACCCGAAGGCAAGCAACUUGUUUGUUGUCUUGUAA
This is a messenger RNA of Dibothriocephalus latus, 363 nucleotides long. The record is from the annotation of a GenBank genome assembly. Lineage: Eukaryota; Metazoa; Platyhelminthes; Cestoda; Diphyllobothriidea; Diphyllobothriidae.